UAAGAAUCAAAACACUGAAGAAAUAGUGGUCCCGACCCCGUGUAAUAAGGGCUGUACUGGAUUUUGAAAUAAAGGAACUUUGAAGAGGAAUUGUGAAGACCGAGGACAAGAUUCCUGUUGAAAAUGCGGCUUCCGGGCAAAAAAAUCGAUGCAAGCUCAAGAGUGACAUUUGGAAUUUGAUUGCUGCUCACCACUUCAGGUGAAACAUGGGCCGCUACCUAAGCACCAACUGGUGUUCAAGUUCAGUGGACAAGACAUUGAGGUCAUUCUGCAGAGUGAGGUACCUGAUCAGCCUUCUCAGAAAGUACCCUUGUGUGGCUAAAGCGACACUCGGCAUGGACCCCCGCAGAUACUACCUGCUAUCUCCUCUUCAUCUGCCCAGACAAUGUAUAUUUAACAAUUUAAGCCACGGUGCCGCAGGCUCUGCUUCUAACCACUUCCUCUGGGAUUAUACCAAAGAACCGAUUCGUCUCCAGGUGGUGCGUCUUUACUCCUCCAAUAGGAGUACAUUAAAAUCUGACGCUCCGAUUGGGAUCUUCGAGGAGGCUCCGAACGGUUUCCUGUCAAGAUCACUGGGAGGGAAUCUCGGUCAAUCCUUUGACAGAAUGGCCAGACACAUUAACAUGUAUUUCAAGGGAAAGGGUGUUUAUCCAGCUGUAAAGGAUGGCCCAGAAAGUCUUCGAAGGUCACAGAGGCGUAGUCAAAGCCAGACAGCAGCCAGAGAGCGGAAUAAAUCAGAGAAAGACACAAUGCGGACCUUGAAAAGCAAAGACAAACGGAACAGCUCAGGAAUCCCUCCUUCGACACAAGACGACCGUGGACUGCAACUAUUUCACAUCAGCGCUCUGGCAACAACUUUUGGAGAGAGCUACAGUUAUAUUGCCGGUCACAUUAAUUCAGUCUUCUCUCGCAGUUUUACGAAGGUUCAAAAGGAGGAGCCUUUGGACAGCAUUUCUCCCAUAAGAGGGAACACCAGAAGGCUAAAGAAGAGACAAAUACCAAACACUUACAUCAUCAGGUCUAAAGAGGAUGAAAUGUCUCAAGCAAAAUCCGGUGCUGAUCUGCCAACAUUGGAGACUAACCACACCUCCAGCAGCUGGGAGGAGGGCUACCUACAUUUUGCAAGACACAUCAAUAAAUACUUUGGUGCCAAAGUUGCCAAAGAAGCGGAUCAAGAUCAGAAAAGACGAGAACCGAUUGAAAGGAAUGAUACCUCACAAGCCGGAGGCGCCAUGUCACAAAUGAAGCAAGACAAACAUAUCAUCCAUAACACAGAAGGUCUUUUCCACAGCAACACCAACUUUGGAGAUAACUAUUCCCAAACGGCCGAACACAUCAAUCAGUAUUUCAAGGGUCAGAGUGGAUCAGAUGAGGACAUUGAUCGAAAUGUCUUAAAAGAGAUGGAUCCUGGAUUUGCUAGUUCCGAGAGCCUAAAGGCCGUGACCUUCAUGGACUGCCUUUACAACCCGACCAGGGCCAUCCCUGACUUGCUGGGUGCUUAUCUGAACCUAGGCCCCCUGUCUCAGACUCGUAAGCCCGCCGUCACUUCACCAGAGACGAUGCUGACUAGAAAGCUGUGCUCUCAAUUGAGUCGGAGGCAGGCAGAGGAAGUGACACGGGGGUUGAUCGGCACUUUGUCACAGACUUCGCCUCCAGAAGCUCUGGCUGCCUGCAUGGAGGCGCUCAAUGAACACCUCAUCCGUUACCCAUCAUGCAAAGCUUUAAUGUGGCAGGAGAGAACCGCCGUCACAUUGUUGAGGAAGCGACGGACCCACAGAGAUAACCAGGCGCUUCAGAGUGCGUUGAGGGAAAGCUUGGCUCUAAUUGGCUAUGUGGAUCCCGUCAAGGGUUCUGGUAUAAGAGUGCUCUCAAUCGAUGGUGGUGGGACAAGAGGUGUGGUGCCUUUACAGGUAUUAAAGCUACUGGAAGCUCAAACAGGCAGGAGGAUCCAUCAGCUGUUUGACUACAUCUGUGGAGUGAGCACAGGGGCCGUUCUAGCCUUCAUGCUGGGUCUUGCCCAGUUUUCUCUAGAAGAGUGUGCUGACAUGUAUCGUCGUUUUGGCUCCGAGGUGUUUCGGCAGAACCCGCUAGUCGGCACAAUGAAGAUGGGCUGGAGUCACUCUUACUAUAACACAGAGACCUGGGAGACAAUACUACGUGAAAAGCUGGGAAAUCGGGUACUUAUCAAAACCGCCGGAGAUGAGUUGACCCCCAAGGUUUCAGCCGUCAGCGCUGUGGUGAACUGGGGGACCAGUCCAAAGGCCUUCGUCUUCCGCAACUACAACCACAAACCAGGCUCUCUGAGUCGCUAUGCAGGAGGCUCCCUUUGUGAAAUGUGGCAGGCAGUGCGAGCAUCAUCAGCCGCCCCGGGAUACUUCCAGGAGUUCCCCUUACAAAGUGACAUUCACCAGGAUGGAGGAAUCAUCUUGAACAAUCCCUGUGCCUUGGCUGUCCACGAGAGCCGUCUGUUGUGGCCCAACCAGCCUUUCCAGUGCGUGCUGUCUCUCGGCACCGGUCGCUAUGACAACGCCAAGAGGGGACCUGCCACUUCCACCAGCCUGAGGGCCAAAAUCAGCAACUUGAUCAGCAGCGCUACCGACACCGAAGGGGUCCACACCCUGUUGGACGAUCUGCUGGCCCCAGACGUGUACUUCCGCUUCAACCCCACGUUGAGCGCCCUGGUGUCCCUGGAUGAGAGUCGGCCGCGGGAAAUGGACCAGCUGCUGAGAGACACCCAGAACUACCUGGAGAGAAACCAGACCAAAGUGGCAAGGCUCUGUUUGGUGCUCGGGCCGGAGCGCUCGGCUGCCAGCAGAACUAAGGACUGGAUGAGUGAGCGGGCCUGGGAGAUGAAGCAGAGAUGGUUGUGAAUAUACUUUUUUUGCUAAUUACAAAACUAAAAUGGGGAACAUGGUGAACACUAGCUGACAAACCAAGACAUAUUGCUUUUAGCAGGUUAGCAUAAUGCUGAUUAGCAACUCAUAGUAAGGUAUAAACAAUUUAAAAUAUAAUAUAAUUUGACCUGAAAUAGUGCAUUCAUCCCUCAAGUCUGUUUUCUUCUGUUCUAUGUGCUACAAGGAUUGUGAGUUGGGACAACAUCUAUAUGUUUAUCCCAGUUAUCUUUGUUUAUUGCAGUUUUCUGUCUUUGGCUUGUGUGAAACUGGCCCGUCACCAUAAAUGUGUGAUGUGAAGCUUUUGCAGCAAAACUCACGAUUAAAAAGCAGGCUAUGAGGGGAGGAUCAUUAAGUUACAGCCCACUAAACGACAGGAUGCAUCAGCCCUCAGAGAUAGUUCAACAAUCCCCACGAUCACAUCUCCACGUGAUGUUUCAAAUCAAGUAGAAGACGGUUUAAAAAGAACCAAAGAAGCCAGAUAGUUGCUGCUAAGUUCAUCAAGGUUUGACAUUUAAUGUUUUUCUGCUGUUUUGUCCGCUUCUUGUUCUACAUGCAGGCUAACGUAAACCAAAUCAAUAGGAUUUUGUAAACAAGCCUAACUUAUCAUGCACUUUAUUAAAAAAGCUAUGUGUAAUGUGACAGAAGUUCUUAUCUGAUUGUUGCACUUCUCAGUGUUGAUGAAUGUGAUAUCAGCUGAAAUAAGCUAUAAAUUAUUCUUUCAUGUGACAUCACACAUUACAUCACAGUUGUAUGGUAUUGUGAAGUAGUGGAUUGUGCCAUCAUAUGUUUUUAAUAAAUGAAUAUUCAUAAAGA
Molecule: messenger RNA, 3707 nt
Organism: Gasterosteus aculeatus aculeatus (three-spined stickleback)
Lineage: Eukaryota; Metazoa; Chordata; Actinopteri; Perciformes; Gasterosteidae
Product: calcium-independent phospholipase A2-gamma
Biological process (GO): arachidonate metabolic process
Cellular component (GO): membrane
Source: RefSeq, a predicted model, not a curated record